AUGGUUGCCUCCACGGUUGAAUACACCAACGAAAAUUCCAAGUCAGGACUUGAAAACAUCGUCAAGUCUGAAUCACUUAACUCAUCCGAUGAAAUCUCUGAUGCUCCAUAUAAGUACGAUGCCGAUGCCAGAAAGCAAAGAUUAGCUGGUGGUACCAAUAUCAGAGAUAUCUUCGUUAUCUUAUGUGCUGGUUUCGCAUUGAUCUCUGAUGGGUAUCAAAACAAUGUUAUGACCAUGUUGAAUCAAGUUUUUACCUUGAGAUUCCCGAAGGAAUAUAACGCUAGCAUGAAGACUCAAGUUUCUAAUGCUUCCCUUGUUGGUACUAUUUUCGGUCAAGUAGCUGUUGGUUUAACUACUGAUUACAUGGGUAGAAAGUGGUCCAUUAUUAUUGCUACUCUCUUUGUAAUUUUAGGAACAAUUAUGUGUGCUGCCUCUCAUGGUUCCACUGUCAAUGGGUUACUUUGGAUGUUAACUAUUUCUAGAGGUGUCACUGGUUUCGGUGUUGGUGCUGAAUAUCCAUGUUCUUCUGUUUCAGCCAAUGAAGCUGCCAAUGAAUCUGUUAAGAGAAGAGGGGGUGCCUUUGUUCUUUGUACCAACUUGCCACUUUCCUUUGGUGGUCCAUUUGCUCUUAUCAUCUUUUUAAUUGUUCACAAAAUCACUGGUAGUCAUUAUGAUGCUCUUUGGAGAACUAUGUAUGCAAUUGGUGUCUUCUGGCCACUUUCUGUCUUUUACUUCAGAGUCAAGAUGUCUACCUCUGUUUUGUACAAGGAAUCAGCCAUCAAGAAGAGAGUUCCAUAUUGGUUGGCCCUUAAAUACUAUUGGCCAAGACUUUUGGGAGUUUGUGGAUGUUGGUUCUUGUAUGAUUUCGUUACCUUCCCUAACGGGAUCUUUUCUGCUGGUAUUAUUUCCAAUGUUUUGAAAGGUCCAGCCAAGAGUGAUUUGGAAAAGAUUGCUGAAUGGAAUUUACUUUUAGGUAUCCUUGCUAUUCCAGGUUGUUUCGUCGGUGCCUACUUGUGUGACAAAAUUGGUCGUAAGUAUACCUUGAUUGCGGGAUUUGCUGGUUACAUUGUCUUUGGUUUGAUCGUUGGUAUUGGUUACCACAAGAUUUCCAACAUCACUGGUUUAUUUAUUGUCUUUUACGGUUUGAUGAUGUCAAGUGGUAACAUGGGUCCUGGUGACAUGAUGGGGUUGACUGCUUCUGAAUCAUUUGCCACCCCAAUCCGUGGUACUUGUUACGGUAUUGCUGCUGCUAUUGGUAAGGUUGGUGCUGUUGUGGGUACCAGAACCUUCACUCCUAUCCAAAACAACUUGGGUAAGCAAUGGACUUUCAUCAUUGCUGCCAUUUGUGGUUUGGCUGGUGUUCUUGUUGCCUUCUUCUUGGUUCCACACUUGAGGGACGACGAUUUGUUAGAAGAAGAUAUUAAAUUUAAGAACUAUUUGGUUUCCCAAGGCUGGGAAGGUGAAUUUGGUACUGUUCACCAUAAUGCUACUGAAUCUGAUAUUGAAGCUUUAAAAUAA
Molecule: messenger RNA, 1518 nt
Organism: [Candida] anglica
Lineage: Eukaryota; Fungi; Ascomycota; Pichiomycetes; Serinales; Debaryomycetaceae
Source: the annotation of a GenBank genome assembly